Molecule: messenger RNA, 831 nt
Organism: Fragaria vesca subsp. vesca
Lineage: Eukaryota; Viridiplantae; Streptophyta; Magnoliopsida; Rosales; Rosaceae
Product: F-box protein CPR30-like
Exons: 1
Coding region: 1-831 (276 amino acids)
Molecular function (GO): protein binding
Source: RefSeq, a predicted model, not a curated record
AUGGGUCCAAGGAAACGAGCAGCAGACGUUUCACCCAUCAACAGACAAGAACAACAAGAAGAAUGUCAACCCAAAGGCCCCUGCAGGUUCCAACACCUUCCACAGGCUUUAGUCAUCGACAUCCUCUCACGGCUAGUCUUGGUCGACACCCUCCUCAACUGCAGGUGCGUAUGCAAAUCCUGGCUUUCCAUUAUCUCCGACCCUCAUUUUUCGCUUACGCGACUCUCGAAAUCACCCACCAUUGGGAUACUGGUCAAGAUCAGAUCUGACAAGAGGAAAUCAAAGGUGAUUGAUUACACCCACUCAUGCAAUGGUUUGCUUCUUUUGUCUGGGGCUGGCCCGACUAGACUUGGCCCCUUGUAUGUCUGCAAUCCCAUUUUGGGUGAGUUCAUCGCUCUUCCGCUGUCUAAUGAGAAGAGGCGAUGCUGUAGCUUCUUCGGACUUGGUUAUAGCGCCGCAACCAAGGAAUAUAAGGUGCUGCAAACAUGUGGCGAUGACUAUCGCAAUGGGGACAAUGAGGCUCAGAUAUACACACUUGGUACUGGAGCUUGGAAAAGCAUUGGGAAAACUCCGAAGGACUCUGCCCAGUUAGCGCCGUUCAAUGCUGAACUCCAUGGAGCUCUUCAUUGGCUUUCCUUUGGUGGAGGAACAUUCCAGUUUAUACAUGCAUUUAACUUUGCAACAGAAGAGUUCCGCACACUACCCGCACCUGGUUACUUUGAGCCAAUCGAGAUGCAGUUUAAAGAGUGUCUCAAGUUGGGAGUGUUUGAUGGUUGUUUGUUUUAUGUGUGUGUGGUGAUGAUCCGAGUCAAUUUGACAUGUGGGUUAUGA